Molecule: messenger RNA, 1962 nt
Organism: Solanum verrucosum
Lineage: Eukaryota; Viridiplantae; Streptophyta; Magnoliopsida; Solanales; Solanaceae
Exons: 4
Coding region: 27-1361 (444 amino acids)
Biological process (GO): amino acid metabolic process
Cellular component (GO): cytoplasm
Molecular function (GO): aminoacylase activity
Source: RefSeq, a predicted model, not a curated record
ACUUGUCUUUCUCGAGGCUCUUCACCAUGUUCGAUCACCUCCAACGUCUCCCAGUCCUCUUCUUCUUCCUCCUCCUUUCACUCUCAUUCUCCGAAUCCCUCCAUGAAAACAAAGAAUCAGACACACCCAUUUCCCGUUUCCAACAAUAUCUCAGAAUCAACACUGCCCAUCCUAACCCAAACUACACUACCGCCAUUAACUACCUCACUAACUUCGCCAACUCCAUCCCAAAUCUUCACUCCAAAGUAAUUCACCUCACCCCUACUUCACCCCUCCUCCUAUUAACCUGGCCAGGUUCAAAUCCUUCACUUCCCUCCAUUCUUUUCAACUCUCAUCUUGAUUCUGUCCCUGCUGAACCAGAUAAAUGGAUCCACCCGCCGUUCUCCGCUCACAAGACUUCCGAUGGAAGAAUAUUUGCACGGGGAGCCCAGGAUGAUAAGUGUAUUGGUAUGCAGUAUUUGGAGGCAAUCAAAGCGAUUCAAACUAGCGAUUCAAAAUUUGUGCCACUGAGAAAUGUUCAUAUUCUGUAUGUUCCUGAAGAGGAGGUUGGUGGGUUUGAUGGGAUGGGGAAGUUUGUGCAGUUGAAAGAAUUUGAAGAGUUGAAUCUUGGGUUUAUGAUGGAUGAGGGACAGGCUUCGCCUAAUGAUGAGUUUAGGGUUUUUUAUGCUGAUAGGACACCUUGGCAUACGGUGAUUAAGGCUGUUGGAACGCCUGGACAUGGGUCUAAAUUGUAUGAUAAUACUGCUAUGGAGAACUUGAUGAAGAGUAUGGAGGUUAUUACUAAGUUUAGGGAGUCUAUGUUUGAUAUGGUCAAGGCUGGACUGGCUGCUAAUUCUGAGGUCAUCUCAGUGAACCCGGUGUUUCUCAAUGCUGGAACUCCUUCCCCAACUGGGUUUAUGAUGAACAUGCAACCCUCUGAGGCUGAGGCGGGAUUUGAUAUUAGGAUGCCGCCAACAGCUGACCCCGAACUUAUGAGGAAGAUAAUCGAAGAGCAAUGGGCACCAGCUUGGAGGAACAUGACAUAUAAGAUAACCAAGAAAGGAUUCCUAAGGGACAUCAUAGGACGUCCUCUCAUGACACUUGCUUCCGAUUCCAACCCUUGGUGGUCUGUGUUCAAUGAAGCUGUUACUAGAGCUGGUGGAAAACUCUCCAAGCCUGAAAUAUUAGCUUCGACUACUGAUGCUCGAUUCAUGAGACGGCUGGGAAUUCCUACCUUUGGUUUCUCCCCAAUGAAGAAUACCCCCAUCUUACUUCAUGACCACAAUGAGAACCUCAAGGAUACUGUUUAUUUGGAGGGGAUUAAGGUGUAUGAAUGCAUUAUAAAGUCAUUAAGUUCCUUUGAGGGAUCUUAUGAACACUGAUGCAAUGGGUUUCUCAACAAUGAAGCAUCUGAAAACUUGGUAUGAUAUUCAUCUCUUUUGAGUUUUCCUUAAUUUCAGGGUAUGCAAGUUUUAAAUCUGCACAUGCUAUAAACAUUAGUCCAGGUCCUUUAGGCACAAAUCUAAAUUUGUUAAAUUCUACUGUUACCUUUGUAAAACAAAAUAAAAAUUGUUAACUUCUCAUUGAGUAUCUUUUUAAUUGUCUAAGUGGAAUUUAAUGUUUGUCUCUUUACAAAACCUGUGGCAUCAUUAAAAAAAGUACUGGAGGAUUUCUCCCUCUAUCAGCUGGCUGGUGUUCUCCUUUCAUGCUAAGAUUACUUGGGUUAACUUGCAGUUUCAUGCAUCGCUUGGUUGAUUGAUUGUGUCUCAUGACUAGAAUCUCAGCUGCCCUGCCCAACACGAAAACAGAAACAAAUUGUUUAUCAGAUGACCUUUCCUGCCAAUACCAGUUGAUUGAGUCCGAAAAAGAAUAUUCAAAUUAGUGUAAGCAUCAUGUAAUGCAAACAGAUGAUGUUACAAAUGGAGUGAACUAUUUUUGUUUCCUUCGAUCUAUUGUAAUUUAGCUGAUUCAAAAAGUUUGUCU